AUGUGCCCCACUAUACUGCAAACGGAUGCUUCUCGUUUAUAUGGUAUAGGAUAUGCCCUUCUGCAAGACCACGGGGAAGGCCAUUUCCGCUUGGUCCAGUGUGGUUCACGAUUUUUGGCUGAUGCAGAAACUAGAUGGGCCACCAUUGAACCCCUGGUACCCAUCUUGAAUACAUAUACUUUGGAUGCAGUGGAAAACACACGUCUACAACGUCUAAAAGAGAAAGUUUCACCAUAUAUCUUCACUGCAGUGUGGCGUAAGGGCAAGGAACAUUGCAUCCCUGAUGCCCUCUCACGUUCCCCUGUGAGCCUCCCAACGUCUGAGGAUGAUAUGCUAAAUAGUGAAACCCAUCUUUCCCUAAGGAGUGUAAUAGCCAAGACCGUCAACGCAAUUUCAGAGGUGAAGACAUCAACUACACAAGAUCUUACCUUGGAAGAAAUUCGCACCGCAGCACGUGAGGACCCCUCAUACACAAGACUCCUCCAGAACGUUGCCAAUGGAUUCCCCAGUCAUUGCUACGACCUCCACAAUGACAUACUACCCUUUUGGAAAAUAAGGGAGGAAUUAUACACCGAUGAUGACCUUGUAUUGUACGGAGCCCGAAUAGUGGUUCCCUCAGCUAUGCGACGCAAUAUUUUAACACGCCUUCAUGACAGCCAUCGUGGUGUGGAGGCAACUAAGCGUCGGGCUAAACAGACUGUAUAUUGGCCAGGUAUUAAUUCAGAUAUAGCAAAUACGGUCCAUGCCUGUGAGCCAUGUCAGAUAAUGCAGCCAAGUCAACAGCAGGAGCCGUGGUUAUGCAACGAGAACCCCUCUCGUCCUUUCGAAUCUGUAUCGGCUGAUUUCUUCAGUGUUGCUGGGAAAUCUUUCCUCGUGUAUGUAGACAGGCUAUCUGGAUGGCCACUAGUGGUAAAAUUUGGUACUAAUACUACAGCAGAAAGCAACGACAACGACACUUCAGCCACAUCUUCCGAGACUUAG
Molecule: messenger RNA, 981 nt
Organism: Macrobrachium nipponense
Lineage: Eukaryota; Metazoa; Arthropoda; Malacostraca; Decapoda; Palaemonidae
Exons: 2
Coding region: 1-981 (326 amino acids)
Source: RefSeq, a predicted model, not a curated record